Papilio polytes (common Mormon) is the source of this 9069-nucleotide messenger RNA. RefSeq names its product myotubularin-related protein 5 (gene Sbf). Lineage: Eukaryota; Metazoa; Arthropoda; Insecta; Lepidoptera; Papilionidae. The record is from RefSeq and is a predicted model, not a curated record.
CUUUGAUGACGAGGAACGACUUCUGUCUAUUUAUUAAGUUUUAUGACGAUUAAUUCAAUAUUUAUGCUAGAUUUUAUUCUAAUUGCAUGAUAUAAAUUAAAAGUAUUCAAAAUUUAGAAGGCAAAUGUUUUAGUUUGACAUGUUAUAGUUAUAUGUGUUUGAGUUAUAACCUCUUGAUCUGGGCUAUCAUUUUAAUUCUUGUAAUUGUCGAUUGAAUUCGUUCGUUGACGAUAAAAGAAAGUGUUUACAUUCCUAACAGUGUAUCGUGUGUUAGUGAUGUGGUGCGGAUCGUUAGCAAAACGGCCCUAUAAUAUGUGAGGAAAUAAAAUGUGUGUGAUUUGGUGUAAACGUAAAAUUACAAAGUGUUUUUGUGGUGAUCGUUGUUGGAUGCUGCCGUAGGAUUGCAAUGUCCAGGCUCGUUGAUUACUUCGUCAUUGUGGGCUUUGACCACGAAAAAGAAAGGGGCGGACAUAGUAACGGCGUCAUCCUCCAGCGAUUCCCUGAAACAAAUUGGGACGACACACCAUUUCACGAGGGCAUUGAAUGGUUCUGCCAGCCGCAAGGAUGGUCGCUCUCAACGGAGCGGUCGGAACCGCGCUUCUAUGUGUCGGUGCUGACAGACGUGGAUGCAAACAGGCACUACUGCGCCUGCCUCUGCUUCAACGAGACAGUAGCCAUCACUCCUACAAAGCCCGCAGACGAGGACGAAGAAUCCUUGGAGUCGAACCGACCAGUCGCCAAUAUUACCCACCAUAGCAUUAUGUACGCGCCAAAGUGUCUCGUCAUUGUAUCCCGACAGGAUUACAUCGAUACGUUUCGGAACUGCCUGGGUAUAAUCUACACGGUGUGGGUUGAGAACCUGGGCGUUCCGCUGGAGACGCUGGUGGGCAACCUGGUCGGCUGUGUGCUGGUGCCGGGUGCUGGUGGGCCUCAGGUGCGGUUCAGUAUCGGUGCUGGCGACCGGCAGGCGCUGCAGCCGCCCGCAGCGCCGCCCAUGCCAGUCACACACACCGCUGUGCACAUGCUGUUACGACUUCUGGGUAUCCACAAUUCGGUGACCUUAUGGUGUGCGGUGAUGAGCGAGCACAAAGUGUUGCUAGUGUCUCUCGCUGCCGCCCGUUUGUCUGCGGCGUGUCGAGCGCUGGCUGCAUUAAUGUUCCCGUUCCGCUACGCCCAUGUGUACAUACCGCUGCUGCCCGCUGGCCUCGCGGAGGUGCUGGCCACACCCACGCCAUUCCUAAUAGGUGUGCAUUCCAGUCUUAAGGAGGAGGUGUCGGAAUUGUUGGACGUUAUAGUAGCUGACUUAGAUGUUGGGUCGCUGCACAUCCCCGCGGGAGUGAAUAUCCCCCGGCCCGAAGGCAAGCUGCUCAGCUCGCUGCAGGAGGCUCUAGCGCUGGUGCUGCAGCCCGAGCUGCGCUCCGCCGACUCGGCCUUCGCCCCCCCACCGCCGGCCGCUUCGCCCCCACAUAUGCUGGAUAAGGAGAUACGAGCUGUCUUUAUGAGGACUUUAGCGAAAUUGCUGCAAGGAUAUCGACACUGCCUGACGAUAAUCCGCAUCCACCCGUGUCCAGUGCUGACGUUCCACAAGGCGGGGUUCCUGGGCGGGCGCGGGCUGGCCGCCUGCGCCUUCGCCGCGCGACUCCUCGACUCCAUGUUCUUCAACGGCCUGGUGGCGGAGCGCGGCCCGCCGUGGAGACCUACCGAUAUAUUUGAUGAACUUGUACAGAAUUUACCGGAACAACUACGCCUAGAAUCUCUGAAUCCGGAUAUAGAGUUGCAGCACAUACAGGAUCUAGCUAUGCAGUUGCAUCUCAACGAGAACCCUAAUCCACAGGUGGUGUCGCAGGCGUACCAGCAGCGCGUGCUGCGGCCGCCGGCGGGCGCGGAGGCGCGCAUCCACCAGCCGCCGCUGCCGCCGCUCGACGCUGACCGCGUGCGUGACGUCAUACGCGACGUGUCGCAGCGCAACGCCAGCAACGCCAAAUUGACAUCAUUAAGGCCGCCGCAGGCGCGGAUAGUGCCGCCCGCAGCGCCCCCCAGCGGCGGCGAGGAGCCUGGCCAGCUGCUGCUGACCAACUCGGCCAGACGACUUGAAGUGUUACGUGCGUGCGUAGCUGCUAUCUUCGAGGGUCGGUACGCGGACGCCCGUAAAUCAUUCCCCGCGGUACUGCGGGCUCUGCGCGCGCCGGCAGCUCGAGCAGCGCUCGUCAGAGACCUGGCCGCGAGGCUGCCCACCAACAAACAUCUGCUGCAGCAUCACCAGUUCGAACUACUCGUCAGGUUGAUGAACUGCGCGCUGCAGUCGGCGACGGCGCUGGACGAGCACUCAAUAGCGGCGGCGAUGUUGCCGCUGGCCACCGCCUACUGCCGCAAGCUGUGCACCGGCGUCAUACAGUACGCCUACAUGUGCAUACAGGAGCAUCAAGUAUGGACCAGUCAGCAGUUUUGGGAGGCGGCUUUCUAUCAAGAUGUUCAGAGGGAUAUAAAAGCCCUGUACCUGCCCAGUCCUACACAUCACCAAAGGGUGCCCAGUCCAAGGGAAGAUGAAGAAUACAUAUCAUUACUAAAAGCACAAGAACCAAGUGCGUUAGAGAUAGCUGCGGAACAAAUGAGGUUAUGGCCUACACUACCCCCAGAGAAGCAAGGCGAGUUAAUAGCGAGCGAGGAGUCGACGCUGUACAGCCAGGCGAUCCACUACGCCAAUAGGAUGGUGUACCUGCUGCUGCCGCUGGAGGGCGCGGGGCGGCGCGCGGACGCGAGGGGGGAGGACGCCGAUAGAGCCAGCAAUAGUAUUACUAACAGUGUGGCGGAGUCUGACAGCGCGGACGCGGAGUCCGGCUUCGAGGAGGCGGACCCCGGGGAGGCGGGAAACAACGUUAUUAAGAUGGUCUCACGAUUUGUUGACAAGGUGUGCACCGAGGGUGGGGUGACUGCGGAUCAUGUCCGCUGCCUACACCAGAUGAUCCCCGGCGUGGUGCAUAUGCACUUGGAGACGUUGGACGCCGUAGCCCGCGAGAGCAGGCGACUGCCGCCCGUACAGAAGGCGCGUAUCGUGGCGCCGAGCAUGGUGGCGGGCGAGGCGGGCGCGGCGCCGGCGCCGGACGGCCGCGAGUCGCCGCUGCUGCCGGCGGAGGGCGCGCUCUUCCUCACCAACUACAGGCUCAUAUUCAAAGGCACGCCUAUUGAUCCCUUCGCGUGCGAGCAGACGGUGGUGCGGUCGUUCCCGCUGUGCGCGCUGACGCGGGAGAAGGCGGUGCGCGCGCACGGCCCGCAGCUGGAGCCGCUCGCUGACGGCCUGCAGCUCAGAGCCGCCACCUUCCAGCUCAUCAAGGUGGUGUUGGACGAGGAGGUGAGCGGCGAGCAGGCGGAGGCGUUUCGCAAGCAGGUGGCGCGGCUGCGGCACCCCGCCUCCGCCGUCAUGCACUUCGCGCUGGCGCCGCGCCCCGCGCCCCCGCCGCAGCUGCACGCCACCAAGCACCACACGCUCAAAGGUUUUGCAAAGAAGACUUUAUUAAAAACAGCGCGGCGUGCGGGUUUAAAGCCGAAGCCUUCAAAGCGCCAGAAGUACGUACUGCCAUCGGCGGACGCGCGCUCGCUGACGUCACCGCCCCUCAUGUCCUCGCUCUCCGCGGACACGCUCUCCUUGGAGGAGCUGGAGUUGGGCGGCGCGGAGAGUGCGGAGCCGCCGGCGGCGCGGACGUUGGAGCGCGUGCGAGAGCGCGUGUACGCACGGGACUGGGCGCGCCUCGGCCUCGCCAGCGCACCCUUCAGACUGACACACGCUAACGCCAUCUAUACACUCUGCAGAAGCUACCCGUGCGUGGUGGCGGUGCCGGCGGCGGUGAGCGCGGCGCGCUGCUACCGCCAGGGCCGCCUGCCCGCGCUCACCUGGCGACAUCCGCGCACGCACGCGCUGCUCGCAAGAUCGAGUGCUUCUCAUCAUAAAGGCGUGAUGGGUAUGCUGAAGGGCAGCAGUCAUCAGACGCCGGGCACCGCGCAGAGCGGCACAGAGCCCACCUCCAGCUUGGAACAGGAGCGGUACCUGAUGGCGCUGAUAGCUUGCACGCCGGCAGGACGCGGCGAGCUGGAGGCGUCCCUCAGCCUGGAGUCCCUACUCCUGCCUGAAGACCACCACACGCCGCUGCUCGCUAAAGGCACCGGCACGCUUGGGGUGUUGGGGCGUAACAGUGGCGGCAAAGGCGGCGCUGGGGCGGGGGCGGGGGCGGGGCGGCACUUCGGCCGCUGGGGCUCCCUCAAGGACCGCCGCCAGCCGUCGCACCUCGAGCUCUACGUGCCACGACAGCGACUCUCUACUGCGGAUCUUGAUUCUGUGUGUGGCGAGAGCGGCGGCGGGGGCGGGGGUGGGCGGCGCGCGGCGCUGUACGUGGUGACGGAGAAGGGCGGGGCUGGGGGCGUGUCGGGGGGCGGCGCGGAGGCGGGGGCGGUGCAGGCGGUGCCGGUGGAGUACCCCGACGCGCGCGCCACCAAGCACGCCUUUAAGAAGCUGCUGCGAGCCGCCGCGCCCUCCGCGCCGCCGCACCACGACCACCCCGGCUUCCUACGUCUGGUGGAGGAGUCAGGAUGGCUGUGGCAGCUGCGGCAGCUGUUCCAGCUGUCGGGUGCGGUAGUGGACCUGCUGGACCUGCAGGGCUCCUCCGUGCUGCUCUCGCUGGAGGACGGCUGGGAUGUCACCUCGCAGAUAUCUUCGCUAGCGCAGAUCUGCCUGGAGCCGUAUUACCGCACGCUGGAAGGGUUUAGGAUCCUGGUGGAGAAGGAGUGGCUGGCCAUGGGGCACAAGUUCCAGCAGCGCUCCAACCUCGCCGCCACCCCCCAGCAGGGCUUCACACCAACAUUCCUAAUGUUCCUCGACGCUGUGCAUCAGUUAUUGAAGCAGUUCCCGCUGGCGUUCGAGUUCAACGACUUCUACCUGCGGUUCGUGGCGUACCACAGCGUGUCGUGCCGCUUCCGCACCUUCCUGUUCGACAGCGAGGCGCAGCGCGCGGAGCUCGGCCUCGCGCACGCCGACGACCGCCGCCCUGACGCCUGCAGGCUGGGUGUGGAGACGGGCGCGGGCGGGGCCGCGGCGGGCGGCGGCGAGGAGGAGUGCGGGCGCGCGGCGGCGCAUGGCGUCUCGCUCUUCGACUACGUGGAGCGCGUGCACCAGCGCACGCCGCUCUUCUACAACUUCCUCUACACGCCCGACUUCGAUAACCCGGUGCUGCGGCCGGUGUCUGCGAUCAACUGCCUGGAGGUGUGGGAGUACUACGUGAGCGAGGAGCUGUCGCACGGGACGCCGUACGAGCUGGAGCUGGCGGCGUGCGGCGAGCCGGAGCCCCGCGCCGCGCGCCGCGUGCUCACCGCCGGCUACGACAGCGUGCAGCGCUGCUUGCCCGACGCCUUCAGCGGCCUGCUGGAGCGCGUGCGCCAGCUCGAGCUGGAGCUGGGACAUCUGCCGCAGAAGUGGCGCGUGCGCUGGGACCAGCUAGAGCUACCCAACACCCUGGAGUUACAGCGUAACGCGUCGAUGUGCAGCAGCGUGGUGCGGCGUGCGACGGCGGCGGCGCACCGGCGCAGCACGCUGGAGGUGCUGGUGCGCGGGCUGGCGGCGGCGCCCGCGCACGCCCCGCACGCGCCGCCCGCCGCGCCCGCGCACCGCUGGGCGCCCGCCGCGCACGCCGCGCCCGCGCGCUGCGACCACUGCGGAGAUCUGCUCUGGGGACCACUAGAGAGCGGCGUGCGGUGUGUGGACUGCGGCGCGGCGUGCCAUGAGCGGUGUGCGGAGACGUUCUCGCUGCCGUGCACCAAAUACAAGGCGCCGCCGCCUGACCGCGACCGCGAUCUGCGCACCAACGUGGCCAACAGUGUGGCGACGCUGCAGUCGUCGUCGCAGCAGUACUACGAGCAGUUCUCCUCCAACGUGGCGGAGGACCGCACGCACGAGGGACAUCUAUACAAGCGCGGUGCACUGCUCAAGGGGUGGAAACAACGUUGGUUCGUGUUGGACUCUAUCAAGCAUCAGCUGCGAUACUACGACGCGAUGGAGGACUCCCACUGCAAAGGAUUUAUUGACCUGGCGGAGGUGAUAACAGUGACGCAGGCAGCGCCGGCGCCGGGGCCGCCCAAGAAAUGUGACGACAGAUCUUUCUUUGAUUUACGAACGAGUCGACGGACGUACAAUUUCUGUGCGAGCGACGCGAACGCUGCGCAGGAGUGGAUAGAGAAACUGCAGGCCUGUCUGCAGUGAGCGGUCUCUGCGGUCUGCGGACUGCAGUGAGCGGUCUGCGGCUGCGGUCUGCGGUCUGCAGUGAGCGGUCUGCGGCUGCGGUCUGCGGUCUGCAGUCUCUGUGCGGACCAGACCGAACACAGGAUUGUAAAUAAAUUUCUGUCAAGACUAUACACAUUGCAGUGUUUAUGAUUUAAGUUGUACACAUGCCAUCUCUUCCUGUUUCUUUAAAGAAAAAAGAGACAACAUGUGUUACUGUAAUCGAAACUCAGAUUGUUUUUUUAUGUUCAUUAGAUAUUGAGUAAAUUGACGUAAGCUUUGAAAAUACCUCAAAAUUCUUUAAAAGCAAAGAAAUAUUCCAAAUUAAAAAGCAUUUUCUAAUUUUAAUCACGUAACAGUCACAAUUACUUUGGCGUUGGAUUUUAAACUUUAUGACAAAAAGAUAAGUGUUAAAAUUAAAUGAAGCAAAAGGGAAAAGAUCUAAAACAUGGAAAGCAACAAUCUUCCAUUUAAUUUGUUUGCUGACCUUGAGAUUAUUUUGUCAUUAAUUUUAUAAGUUGCAUUAUUUAUCUGUCUGUACAUUACAUACUAUAUUUUAAAUAGAUAAUUAAUUUUUUUUAUAUAAAAAUAACUCUUCACAUAUAUUUAAAGAUUUCUAAACAAUUAUAUUGCGUUUCCAUAAAACGGAAUUAUACAAAACUCAUAUAAUUGAGGUUAGAAAUGUUUUUGUAUGUGUUCUUGAAAUAUGGAAACUAUUUAUGAGAAAUCUUUAGAUUUUUUGUGAAGUGUUGGUAGUCUACGCUAGAUUUAACUAUAUUAUAUUAUUGUUACGUUAUGUAAAUAUUUUAUUAUUAAUUGUUGUGUAAAGUCUUCUGUUUUACUUUUUUUAAUACAUGUUAAUCGCAUUUAUAUUGUACCCGUGGCCUGACGUGUUUAUAAACAUACAGAAAAAUAUAUUACCUCCUUUUGGGAUUUCAAAAAUGAAUACAAUAUAUUGACUGAAAUUAAUACAAAAAAAAAUAGCACACUCAGAGUUAUUUAGGAAUUAAGGAAGCUCCUACGUUUAGAUUUAAGCUUAAAGUCAGAGGUUUUUAAAUAUUUUGGCUUGAAAUUUCGUUCUUACGCGUAGAACACCAUUUUUAGCGUAUAAAAAGCGCAGAUGAUUUUAAGCGGUUGAGAUAUUUAAAAAUACGCAUAGUUACAAUAGUUAAAUACUAAAGUAUCCCUUAGUGAGGGAAAACACUGAUAAUGAUUAUUUUAGCAGUUUUUUCAAGACUCUGAGUGAAAAAUUUUUAAGGACUGUGUUAUCGCGGGCCGCGGUCACCCGAGAUAUAACAAGCUUUAUAUCAUCACAGUGUAUAUGUUUCUUUGUAUGUUACAUCGUUGUUGUGUUAGAGUGGGUUUACACUGUCCACUUGCAUCAUAUUGCUAUCUCUUCAAUUCUCUUUGACAAAACAAAGACGGCAAUAUUGUACAAGUGUGAGUGGAAUUCUACGUUAUUACAAGAGAUGUUGGGAAUCUCGAGAUUUUGUUAUGUGUAACGUUUUGUAUAUAGGACUGUUUGUGUUGACAUAUCACAUGAUGCGGGGUUUAUUGUGUUGAUUAUUGUGCGUUUACAUUGACGAAACAACAAAAAACAUGUCUCUUCUGUUGGGAUAAACUUUUAUGUUAGAAUACAGUAUGCAUGAAAUCUAUGACGCAGAAAUAAUUCAAGUAAGAAAAAUGUGGAAUACAUUACUCGCUUAUGUAAAGACAAAAUCAGUUAGACAUUUAACUAUGAAUGAAAUUUAGCUGAAAUAAGGGUUUUUGUUUACUUUGUGUUAGUAAAAUCAAUUUGGCAAAUCAAAAUUUACCGUCCGUUACUAAUCACUUUCCAAUGUAUUUUCAAAAUUCGCUACAAAUUUGUGCCAAAACGCAUGAUGUGCACUAAAUUUGCUCAGAAUCAUUUCGUACAAAAUUAUAUUAAAAGCUUUAUUUAUUACCUCACUUAGUCAAUGAACAAAGGGAGCCCCUUGUUUGGACUCUUGACUCCAAAAAGGGCGCUCUGAUGAACUUUUAGAAAUUCAUAAUAAGUUUUGUAAUAAAAUACUAAAUUAUUUAAACUAAUUUUUAAACUAUCCCUAAUUCUGCAAUGGACUGUAUAAUUCACAAAUAUUUUUAAGGAUUACAAGCUUGACGACCAAUUUAGAAAAUCAUUUAGUGCCCUCCUGGUUGACCUUCAGCUGCUACCAAUUAACUUAGCUGCGUAAUUACUUUCUCAAGGAUUGACAGCUAGGGUCACCUGAAGACCCUGACUUUCAGCAUAAGGUUGUUUACUUGUAGAAACUGGAUUCAUCACAAAAGUGCCACUCUAACUUCACGCACAUGUUUCUGUAACAACCUUACUGACUCACUAAACUCAUUCAAUAUCCGGCUCGAAGGACCAUAUGGGCUCCUGACUCCAAAAAGGGCGCUCUUAUGAACUCUCACAAAUUAAUUGGUUUUGUAAUAAAAUACUAGUUUUCCGUGACUUAUUUUGUUUAUUUGUGACAGUUGAUAUUUUCUUUUUUCCUUAUAAAAGCGAUACAAACUCAUUAAUAUAAUUAUAAUUUUUGCCGAGAAAUUCUUUAUCUUUCUUAGUGUAGAUUUUAAUAGUUAAAUCAACACUAAGGGAGAUCAUUUGCAAUGUGUGGGGCAGUAAAUCUUGUCUGACAUAUCUUAUCUCUUAUGCUUAUGUUAGCUUCGCUUAGAGCCGCCUUGGCCGCUGUAUGUCCACGUGUCGUGUUCGUGUCUGUUCGUUGGUAAUGUUGAGAAGCGCAGAAUGUAAGCACUGUGUACAAUGGAAUUAAACGAGAUUUUUAAAUUGA